Molecule: messenger RNA, 2426 nt
Organism: Mercenaria mercenaria
Lineage: Eukaryota; Metazoa; Mollusca; Bivalvia; Venerida; Veneridae
Exons: 2
Coding region: 68-1801 (577 amino acids)
Molecular function (GO): zinc ion binding
Source: RefSeq, a predicted model, not a curated record
AUCUCCCCUUUCAACUCUCCUGAAAUCGGAUUGCUUCGGGCACUGGGUAGUAUUUUUUUCCGAUAAAAUGGCGAAUGUAAACAAAGAAAACGAACCUUAUCUGUCAGACAUCGAAAUUGACAAGUUAAAUGUGUCACAAUUGAAAGAUUAUUUACGGUUUCACAAUCAGUAUGUGUCGGGGAAGAAGAAUGAACUUGUUUUAAGAGCUAAAGGUGUACAGAAGUUAGGCUUAAACGAUCUCCAGCAGGAACAAAGGAACGCGGAAGUGAAUUUUGAAAAAAGAAAAACUGAGAAACUUGUAACACCGCUCGGUGAGAAAUUACCGAAUCCAGAGACAUUAAAAACGUGGAGUAAUGAUCUAAUGGAAUUUCCUAACUUCAGUGAUGGAGAUAUUUACAAUUAUUUUGUAUUAAAAAUGAAAACAAAGAAACAGCUGAGAUCCAAAGUGUACUACGCAGAUAGACAUGUACAUAGCAUAUUGUACCAUGACAUUAACGAGAAAUGUGAACACUGCUUUGUCAAAUGUAAAGUUCUGCCAUCCUUGCCAAGUGCCAAUGUAAAAGACAAUCCAGAUCACAAUGUUUGGCUUUGCCUGUCAAAAGUUACUGGUCAGGUCCAUUCUGCAGAAUGUGAUUGUACAGCGGGGAGUGGGGAAGCAUGUAAUCACAUUGGAGCUCUGAUGUACGCCCUUGCUGACCUAACAGCAAAGAAGAAGGAUGGAACUCUGGCGUCGACUUCAAAAAAAUGUGUAUGGGGUCAGUUUAACAAUCCACGGAAAAGAAAACUUACUCCAAAAAAAUCUAGUGAAUUAACAUUUAGGAAAUAUACAUUUGAUUCUAAAUUGGAGGCGGUAGAAAAGAAAUCACGAAAAGAACUAUUCAUAAAUUCUGUAGAUGAGGACAGGUUUCGGUUAAGUCUUGAAAAGUGUAAUCCGGCUGCAGGCUGGCUUCUUAACUUUGUUGAGAGCAAAGCAGUGGAGGAGGUUCCCCAGUUUCUUGAUAUAACUUUUAACUUUAAGGAUAGUGUCGACCUAACAUGUGCUGAUGUACAGAAGACAAUCACCACAAAAUUUAAUGAAUUAAAAAUGAGUGAUGUAGACUGUAAGACAGUUGAAAGGUUAACACGAGGUCAAGGAAAAAACAUUUUGUGGGAAGAUGAAAGAAAAAUGAGAGUCACCGCAUCAAACUUUGGUGAGGUGAUGUCACUGAAAUCCGAGACACCUCGUGAAGGACCAAUAAAAAGAAUAAUGUAUUCUAACAUUACAAACAAAUAUGUGACAUGGGGGAUAAAGCAUGAGCCAGCGGCUAGAAGAAAAUACGAGAUGACGAUGAAAAAAACAUACCAAGACUUUAAAGUGUCAGAGUGUGGACUGUACGUGAAAGGAGACACUCCAUACCUUGGUGCAAGUCCUGACGGAAUCGUCACCUACAUUUCACAGGGCCAGAUGGAAACUGGUGUUCUGGAAAUUAAGUGUCCAGCAUCGGACAGAUGGAGAAAUCUGCACCCAACAGACUGUGCAAAAGAUCCAGAUUUCUGUUGUGUGUCGAACCCAGUAACUGGUUUGUGUCAUUUAAAGACCGGUCACAAGUAUUAUUACCAGGUUCAGGGCCAGAUGGCACUGACCGGCAUGAAAUGGUGCGAUUUUGUGAUCUGGACAUUAGGUGGCAUGUCGGUUGAAAGAAUAGAAUUCAAUGAGGAAUGUUGGUUGGGCAUGUUAGUUAAACUCAAGGACUUUUACCAGCAUGCUGUUUUACCUGAACUGUUCUCAAGAAGGGUACAACGUGGAUUGAAACUUUAUUAGGCUUAAGUCAGAAACUUGCCUAAUGAAUUGUGCAUGAACAAGUUAAAAACUAUAUUAGGAUCAGGACUUAUCAAUGAUCAAUAGAAAAUCUUCCAGUUUUCAGUGUUACCUCUUGAAAUUAUAAAUGUUGAAAUAUGAUAUCUCAUACAGUUGAUUCCCUUAGAUCUGUAAUUAUAAAUUGAAAAGAGAUACCAAGUCUAAAAUUACAUUUAUUCACUUUAAAGUAAUUGGUUUGUUGUCAGAAAUCAUUCCACCCCCACCCUGAGCCAGGCAAAACAUUUUUUAGCGGAAUAAUUUAAUACAUUUGUAAUUUAACCCUUAACCUGCUGGCGGCAAGUGAUUCUGCCUUUGCGACCUGUGCAGUCUGAUCAAGAUCUACACUGUUUACCAUUCAGUCAGUAUUUUUUUAGUAAGCACCCCUUUUAACAUUUAAUAAUACUGUCCAAAUUGAAAGAUGGACAAGUUCAUUACAGAAAUUUAACAGAGUAAGGGUUAAUUACUGGUACUGGUUUGACUGAAUAUUAUGUUCAAACAUAUAUAUUUUUUGAUAAUUAUUUAUAUAUAUAUUCAGCCUUUUACUAAUAAUUUUGUUUGUUAUUGACUGUGUAUAAAUCAUAAAAAUUUG